Closterium sp. Yama58-4 is the source of this 2091-nucleotide messenger RNA. The record is from the annotation of a GenBank genome assembly. Lineage: Eukaryota; Viridiplantae; Streptophyta; Zygnematophyceae; Desmidiales; Closteriaceae.
AUGUGGAUCGGGACCCCAGCCCUAGUGGGGACCCAGUCCUCCUCCUUGGCAGCAGCAGCAGCCGAAUUUUGGCACCGCAGCCAUAACCGCUCAGGCCUCACCGGCCCCCCUUUGGGGUGCUCCACCCCCCCCAGUAGCACUGCCGCCCCUCUCACCCAGGACAGCUUUCUUGGCAACAUUGCUAUCUCACCCUCUCUUCCUUCCAUGUACCCAUCCAACAUUAAUGAAACCACUUUCCAGUACUCAGUGUCUUCCUCCUCCUCCUCACCCACUCUGGACUUUGUCCUCGAUAGUGGGGCCACUGAGACCGCUCUCAAAGAUGCUGGUACACUCACACCCCUCUCUCCACCUACUCAGGUUCAUGGCGCUGACAGCAGCUUCACCAUCCCAUGCACACACCUCUCCACUCUCCCCUGCUCACUCUUCCCCUCUGGUAAGAGUGCAGGUAUCACUGCCGUCUAUCUAGGCAAUGCCACCUACUGUGACCUUUACCACACUGCCUCCGGCCGCUUCCUCCUCCGCAUACCCCUCUGCCCCCGCACUCGCCUCUACACUCUCCACACUCCUUGGCCAUCCUCCUGCCAUGUUACCACUCGUGCGGGUACCUCCACCAGCCCUCCCCAUCCACCUCCCUCCCCUCCCACUCCGCCAUCUCCCCACUCCUUCAUCCCGCCCUCAUUCAUUCCAAUCCCCUCCACCUCCGACCAUCUCUCCCACCCCGCUGUUCUCCUACAUCACCGACUCGGCCAUCCGAAUUUUGCCGCUCUCCGCACUGCCGUCACCUCACGACUCCUUCACAGCCUCCCUCCCGCUCAUCCUCCCCUUCCCUCCUACCCAGCCCCCCCAUGCCCCUCCUGCAUCCACGGCAAACUCAAACAAUCUCCUCACCACAGCCACCCAUCCUUUGCUCCUGCUCCAAUUGACCUUGUCCAUAUGGACCUCUGGGGACCCUCCCCCACCCGCUCACGCCAAGGCCAUCGCUACAUGCUUGUCCUUGUUGACGAUCACAGCCGCUACUCCUCCGUUUUCCUCCUCCACACAAAAGACCAGGCGCCGACCAUGAUCAUCAACUGGGCAGAGCAAUGCCGCACCCACUUCAAACGUCCCAUCGGCCGCCUACAUUCCGAUGGGGGAGGCGAAUUCCUCAAUCGCACUCUCUCCCACUACUGCACCACCCAUGGAAUCCAACAGACCCACACCCUUCCCCACUCCCCACAGCAAAACGGCAUCGCAGAAAGCCGCAUUCGCGAAAUCACUAAGAUCGCCCGCUGUCUCCUCGCUCACGCCUCCACCCCUCCUCUCUGGGGCUAUGCCCUGCUACAUGCUGCCCUCCUCCUCAACCUUCACUCCCAUCCUCACCACACUACCACCACCCCCACGGAACUCUGGUCGGGCACCAAUCCUGACGCUGCCGGUCUCCGUGUCUGGGGUUGCAAGGCAUAUGUGCUUAUCCCUCCACCUGAUCACACCCACGGCAAGCUCGCUUCUUGCGCCCUCGAGUGUGUCUACCGCGGACACAACCGCGACUCGCCUGACUACCUCUUCCUUCACCCUCCCUCUGGUCGCCUUAUUCGCAGCAUUGACGUCGUCUUUGAUGAAACUACCCCAUAUUACUCCUCUCCACCACCGGACCCCCUCCCUCCUCCCACACGUCCUCUCGCUUGGGCCGACACCGUCCUCCCUCCCCUCCUCCCUCCGGCACCCCUUCUCCCACCCCUCCCUACUCCGCCAGCAGCAGCAGCAGCAGCAGCAGCAGCAGCAGCAGCAGCAGCAGCAGCAGCAGCAGCAGCAGCAGCAGCCUCAGCAGCGACUGCAGCAGCAGCAGCAGCCGCAGCAGCAGCAGCAGCAGCAGCAGCAGCCGCAGCAGCAGCAGCAGCAGCAGCAGCAGCAGCCGCAGCAGCAGCAGCAGCAGCAGCAGGGGCAGCAGCAGCAGCAGGGGCAGCAGCAGCAGCAGGGGCAGCAACACCGGGAGGAGCAGCAGCAGCCGCAGCAGCAGCAGGGGUUCCAGCAGCACCAGCAGCAGCAGCGCCAGAGGGCAACUGCACGCUCCUCACCCUUCCUCCUCCCUCGCAUGCACACCCGCUCCCUUGA